Bipolaris zeicola 26-R-13 is the source of this 192-nucleotide messenger RNA. RefSeq lists its product as uncharacterized. NCBI's taxonomy places the organism in Eukaryota, Fungi, Ascomycota, Dothideomycetes, Pleosporales, Pleosporaceae. The transcript has a single exon. The record is from RefSeq and is a predicted model, not a curated record. The coding region runs from base 1 to 192 and encodes 63 amino acids.
AUGAAUAUUUCAUCAUCACUACAAACGCUACCAGAUACUUUUUUGCUUUUAUCUUCUUCUUCUCAGUAUACCCAAUUAACAAACACUUCUUUGUAUUGUCGUAAAAAAAAUAGCAGCACAAACUUCUUCGCCUUCGCUAUGUGCAAAUACUGCGCCAACCUUGAGCAAAAAAUAAAAGAUGCGGGUAUCUAG